Messenger RNA from Camelus dromedarius (Arabian camel), 2712 nucleotides. RefSeq names its product sterol O-acyltransferase 2 (gene SOAT2). The transcript is spliced from 16 exons. Gene Ontology annotation, biological process: cholesterol efflux; cholesterol homeostasis; cholesterol metabolic process. Bases 562 to 2304 code for a protein of 580 amino acids. Gene Ontology annotation, molecular function: cholesterol binding; cholesterol O-acyltransferase activity; fatty-acyl-CoA binding. The record is from RefSeq and is a predicted model, not a curated record. Gene Ontology annotation, cellular component: endoplasmic reticulum membrane. Lineage: Eukaryota; Metazoa; Chordata; Mammalia; Artiodactyla; Camelidae.
GUCUGAGGCUGUGACCUUGUUUCUAAUACUGAUCUUUGGACACAAAGGGAGAGGAAGGAUUGACAGUUAAUCCCCAGCGGGAACCCAACAAAGAGGAACUCUCAAGGCACUCUUCUGUUACUUCCUACUAAAAAGGGAAGGAAACUAUUAUUUACUGAGCUCUUACCACGGGCUAGGCCCUGGACCAUGUGCUUUUACCUGGACUACCUCAUUUUGGGCUUACAGUAACCUCAUGAGGUAGGGACUUUCGCCCCUGUUUUUCAGAGGAGGAAACUGUAGCUUAAAAUAUUUGGGUCAUUUGCCUGAAAUUCCACAGCCAGUAAAUGAUCCAGGGAGGAUUUAAAUCUGGUUCUUCUGUAUGUGACAAUGACUGGCAUUCCUCAGGUGCUGAAUGUUUGUUUUCCCUCCUUUCUGCCUCCCUGCUAACCCACACCGGUGUGGGGGAGAGUUGGUGUUCAGGGGCGCUGGCGCCUAGCACUUCCUGGAGGGGCCACAGCACCACAGUCGUCACAGGUGCCAACCUCCUCAGACUAACGAUCACACGCACACAGAGCUUUCAAGAUGACAAGGCUCUUUCACGUUCCUUAUCGUGGUUUAAGGGAGCUGAGUGCCCUGAUACCUGAGGAUGUUUCUGACUCCUCCCUAACCUUCAGCCUACUGGGAAUGAGACUGGAAGGCAGCCACACCAGGACUCACAUCAUGGAGCCAAGGGCGGCCCGGCGGCUGCGGAGGAGAGAAAGGCUGGGAGGAGAUCAGAAGGACCAACCCUCCAGAGAAGGGGAGCCCCGCUCUGGGAGUGCAGCCGGAGGAAACACUGAGACACACAGAGGCCCAGACUUGGUGCAAUGGACCCGACAUAUGCAGGCUGUGAAGGCACAGUUGCUGGAGCAGGCGCAGGGCCAGCUGACGGAGCUGCUGGACCGGGCCAUACGGGAAGCCGUUCAAUCCUACCCACCACAAGACCGCCCAGUGCCCUCCAUCCCUUCAGAUUCCUUGAGCAAGACUCGGGAGCCAUCCCUGGGGAAACGGAAAGUUUUCAUCAUCCGCAAGUCUCUGCUUGACGAGCUGAUGGAGGUGCAGCACUUCCGCACCAUCUACCACAUGUUCAUCGCUGGCCUGUGUGUCUUCAUCAUCACCACCCUGGCCAUAGACUUCAUCGAUGAGGGCAGGCUGAUGCUGGAGUUUGACCUACUGAUCUUCAGCUUCGGACAGCUGCCCUUGGCGCUGGUGACAUGGGUCCCCAUGUUCCUGUCCACUCUGCUGGCGCCCUACCAGGCGCUGCGGCUGUGGGUGAGGUCUCAGGCCGGAGUGGCCUGGACGCUACGGGUGGGCCUCGGCUGCUUGCUGCUGGCCGCGCACACCGCGGUGCUCGGCAUCCUCCCGGUCCACGUAGCGGUGGAGUAUGAGCUCCCGCCAGCCUCCCGCUGUGUCCUAGUCUUUGAGCAGGUCAGGUUCCUGAUGAAAAGCUACUCCUUCCUUAGAGAGACGGUGCCUUCGACGCUUCGCGCCAGAGGUGAGGGCAUCCGGGCCCCUAGUUUCUCCAGCUACCUCUAUUUCCUCUUCUGCCCCACACUCAUCUACAGGGAGACUUACCCCAGGACACCCAGCAUCAGGUGGAAUUAUGUGGCCAAGAACUUUGCCCAGGCCCUGGGCUGCGUGCUCUAUGCGUGCUUCAUCCUGAGCCGCCUCUGUGUUCCCAUCUUUGCCAACAUGAGCCGGGAGCCCUUUAGCACCCGUGCCCUGGUGCUCUCCAUCAUGCACGCCACCUUGCCAGGCAUUUUCAUGCUGCUGCUCAUCUUCUUUGCCUUCCUCCACUGCUGGCUCAACGCCUUCGCAGAGAUGCUACGAUUUGGAGACAGGAUGUUCUAUCGGGACUGGUGGAACUCGACAUCCUUCUCCAACUACUACCGCACUUGGAAUGUCGUGGUCCAUGACUGGCUGUACAGCUACGUGUAUCAGGACGGGCUGUGGCUCCUUAGUGGCCGGGCCCGAGGGGCAGCCAUGCUGGGCGUGUUCCUGGUCUCUGCAGUGGUCCAUGAGUACAUCUUCUGCUUCGUCCUGGGAUUCUUCUACCCCGUCAUGCUGAUGCUGUUCCUUGUCAUUGGAGGGUUGCUGAACUUCAUGAUGCAUGACCAGCACACGGGCCCAGCGUGGAACGUGCUCAUGUGGACCAUGCUCUUUCUGGGCCAGGGCAUCCAAGUCAGCCUGUACUGCCAGGAGUGGUACGCACGGCGUCACUGCCCCCUGACCCAGACAACCUUCUGGGCGCUGAUGACACCUCGAUCUUGGUCCUGCCAUAUCUAGAGAUCAGGGUACCCUUGCUGCCCAGAUGACACCACCAAGUUCUCUGCCUGCAAAGCCUGGGACCAGGGCUCCUCUCCCCACAUUCCCAGACAUAGUUCUGAGUCAAGGGGUCCUGACAUGCAUGUCCCCAGCAGGGAACUCCACGGACUGAGAUCUGCAGACCUGUGGGCAGGUGAGCACAGACUCAGAAUGGCAGUGGCUCUGUCUUGAGCCCGCAUCCCCAGAGAUUGGGCCAAGGGCCCCCUCUCCCUCCAUGGCUGUUCAGACCUGGGGAGACCUGAGGGACCUUCCAGAUUUGUUGAAUGUAGUGUAACUGAGAGCAGCUGAGGCCAUCAAGGUCCGAGAAGGACUUGUUUCUUUCUUUGUACUCUUUCCAAUACAAUAAUAAACUCCUUGUGUCUCUUUUUA